Messenger RNA from Galeopterus variegatus (Sunda flying lemur), 866 nucleotides. Its product is annotated as chromatin accessibility complex protein 1-like. Bases 1 to 279 code for a protein of 92 amino acids. The record is from RefSeq and is a predicted model, not a curated record. The transcript is spliced from 2 exons. NCBI's taxonomy places the organism in Eukaryota, Metazoa, Chordata, Mammalia, Dermoptera, Cynocephalidae.
AUGGCAAAACUCAUUCUAAGAGAAAUAGAAUUCCAGGUGGGCUGCAGCUGCUGUUGUCUCAGGGGAGGGGGGAGAAAGGUGGCAAAAGGAAUCAUUGGCAAAGAAAAGUACAGGGAUCAGCAGCUGGUUUCACUACCCCUGUCCAACAUCUGGGUCAUCACAAAAAGCUCCCCUGAGGUGAUCUCAAGGAAGUGCUUAUGCUUAAAGGCUUCGGAAGUCCUUGUCCAAUCUAGUCCUACAAAGCCAUCUAGUCCUACAAAGAUGGCAGCAGAAAAAUAAAGCACUAUUUACAAUUACUAUUACAAUUCAUUAAAUACUCCAAAAGAAACAGAAACCUGAGUUUCUCGUAUGUACAUUACCAAAUUUUUUUUUGACUGCUCAAUGCCUAAAAAUAUUUAUAGAGGAGACCAGAAAAAAAGAGGAAAGGAAAAUGAUAACGAUGAGAACUAUACGGAUAAAAUAAUGUUCUAAUUUGCCCUGUUUCUCUCCAUUCUUACUAAUACGGUUAUUGCAAAAGUCAAAAUUAGCUUAAUCAUGACCCUUCUAAAUCAGUCCGUUGCUUCUAUAUAAGCACAAUGCUGUGGGAUUUUUAACUCCCUAACUUUUCAGAAAUUCCAAGUAGAUCCUAUUCUUUCCAGGCUAUGGUAUGGCAUUCAGUGUAUCUAUACCAUAAGUAAAUAAAAGUGUGUAAUUGUUGAGAGACAAUUCUCCAUGGAUUCCUCAUGUUCCAGCAUGGACCAAGCAAUGGACAUGUCUGAACAGCAAUCAUGCCUUAUAAGCUAGAGAUAAUAUAGCCCUCCAUAAAGAAUAAGAGAUGGAGACAACUCAAGGUAGUAAAGACAAAGCUUUUUCCUUCUCCUUUCUGG